GACGCAAUCUGGACCCCUCAGGUGUAAACGGAGCCUGUGUUUAUUUUUUAAUGCCGGGAAACUGGUUUUGUUCGUACUCCUGGAAUGCUUGUAGUUUGACUGGUUAUGAAGAAAAACAUUUCUAGUCGCAGACAAGUUUGAGGGCUUCAACAAGUCCGUCACCACUUCAGAGGAAGUCAUUAUUCAUGGAAAAUUAAUAAAUACUUGUGCUAUUGUAUAUUUCAGUUUGUGAUUCUGAUCUGCCUAAGAACUGACAUCUUCAUGGAGACACUGAUGAAUGCCCCCUGUAAGAUGAGUGUCAGUGAGGAGGGAGAGCAGAGGGUUGUUGUUCACUACCAGAACCAGAGAGCAUCAUUUCCAGAGCCCAGCUGUGUGUCUAUGAAGAGUGACAUAUCUAUGCAUCAUCCCCUUGAUCUCAGUGAGGAAACAUUUAACACCAGAAAUAAAAUCUUGAAGACACAGAAAAACGCCACCUCAAAACUGAGUCCCUUUGAGGUGAGAGAGGAGGGGGAUUUUGUUCAUUACCAGAACCAGAGAGCAUCAUUUCCAGAGCCCAGCUGUGUGUCUUUGAAGAGUGAUAGAUCUAUGCAUCAUCCCCCUGAUCUCAGUGAUGGAACAGUGACCUCAGUCUGUGUUGUGGAUAGAGAUGAUCAGACUAAAAUCCUGAAGCAGGUUCUUCACCAACCAGUUGAUGAUGAACUACAGAGAGUCAAAGACCAACAUAAAACCAGCAUGAAGAACAAGUAUGAAAAAUUAUUUGAGCCAGUCAAACUACAAGAUAAUCAAACCCUCCUAAACAGGAUCUACACACAGCUCUACAUCAUAGAGGGAGAGAGUGAAUGGGUGAAUGAAGAACAUGAGGUUUUACAUGUUGAGAAAACACCCAGAACACAACACUCACAAGACACUCCAAUCUACUGUAAUGAUAUAUUUAAACCCUCAACGGAACCAGGAUGUGAGAAGAAAGACAAAAUAAAGGUUGUUCUUACCAAAGGCAUUGCUGGAAUUGGAAAAACUGUCUCUGUACAGAAGUUCAUUUUGGACUGGGCGGAGGGAAAAGCCAAUCAAGAUGUAGAUUUUAUGUUUGUGCUUCCAUUUCGCGAGCUAAACUUGAUUCAAGAUAAUCAGUACAGUCUUCACAGACUUUUGCUUGACUUUCAUCCUAAACUUCAUGAACUGAACCCAAGGAAUUAUGAGGAGUGCAAAGUUGUGUUCAUCUUUGAUGGUCUGGAUGAAAGUAGAAUUGCACUGAUGUUUUCAGACAAUGAGAAAGUUUCUGAUGUGACUGAGGCUUCAUCAGUGGGUGUGUUUAUGUCAAACCUUCUGAAAGGAGAACUGCUUCCCUCUGCUCUCAUCUGGAUCACCUCCAGACCAGCAGCAGCCAAUCAGAUCCCUUCCAAAUACAUCAACCGUGUGACAGAAAUUCAGGGAUUUGAUGAGCCUCAGAAGGAGGAAUACUUCAGGAAGAGAAUAAGUGAUGAGGAUCAAGCUAGCAGAGUCAUCUCCCAUAUUAGAAAAGCAAGAAGCCUCCACAUCAUGUGCCACAUACCAGUCUUCUGUUGUAUCUCAGCCACUGUUCUUGAAAAAAUUGUAAAACAAGAUACAGAAAUCCCACAAACUCUGACGGAAAUGUACAUCCACUUCCUGCUCAUUCAGACAAGCAUGAAGAAUCUGAAGUAUGAAGAGAGAGAUACAGAAAAACUUAUGCAGUCCAACAAAGAAGUGAUUGUGAAACUUGGAGAACUGGCUUUCGACCAGCUGAUGAAGGGUAAUGUCAUGUUCUAUGAGGAGGACUUGAGAGAUUGUUGCAUAGACAUCACUGACGCAGGGUAUUCUGGGAUUUGCACUGAGAUCUUUAAGCAGGAAUCUGUGAUUAAGCACAGGAAAGUGUACUGCUUCAUACAUCUGAGCUUUCAGGAGUUUCUAGCUGCUUUCUAUGUGUUUUUCUCACAUUUGAUGAAGAACAUGGAGCCAUUACAAUUGUUUCUCCAUGAAGAAUGUGAACAUUAUGAAUAUAAGCAAGAGAGGUAUCAGGGAAAUGCUUUGUGUAAGUUACUAACGUCAGCUGCAAGCAAAUCUCUUAAGAGUAAAAAUGGACACCUGGAUCUUUUUCUGCGGUUCCUGCUGGGCAUCUCACUGGAGUCCAAUCAGAGACUCUUACAGAAUCUACUGACAUACACGGAGAACAGCUCAGAAGCCAUCAAAGAAACCGCACAGUACAUUAAAGACACAAUCAAUUGUUAUAAUCUCUCAGCUGAUAGAUCCAUCAGUCUGUUCCUCUGUCUACUAGAAGUGAAUGACCAGACUUUAUGCAAAGAGAUUCAGGAGUAUGUCAAAUCAGACCAACACUCAGAGAAGAAACUCUCUCCUGUUCACUGCUCAGCAAUAGCCUACAUGCUUCAGAUGUCAGAGGAGGUGCUGGAUAAGUUUGAGCCUACAAAAUACAACACAUCAUAUGAAGGUAGAUGGAGACUGAUACCAGCUGUGAUGAACUGCAGAAAAGCUCUACUUGCUGGAUGUUGUCUCUCUAAUCAGCACUGUGAAACUGUGUGUUCAGCUCUACAAUCAUCAAACUCCAAUCUGAGAGAGCUGGACAUGAGUAACAAUGACCUGCUGGAUUUAGGAGUAAGGCUGCUCUGUGCUGGACUGAAGAAUUCACACUGUCAGCUGAACAUACUGAGACUUGCCGGAUGCUGUCUCUCUGAUCACCACUGUGAAAGAUUGUCUUCUGCUCUACAAUCAUCAAACUCCUGUUUGAGAGAACUGGACCUGAGUAACAAUGACCUACAGGAUUCAGGAGUCAAGCUACUCUCUGCUGGAUUGAGGAAUUCACACUGUCAACUGAACAUACUGAGAUUGGCAGGUUGUAGAUUGACUGGUCAGUGUUGUGAAAGUUUGUCUUCAAUUCUACAAUCAUCAGACUCCCAUCUGAGGGAGCUAGACCUGAGUAACAAUGACCUGCAGGAUUCAGGAGUGACGCUGCUUGCUGCUGGACUGAAGAGUUCACAAUCACAACUGAACACACUGAGAUUGGUCAUCUGUAACCUCACGGAUCUGUGCUGUGAAAGUUUGUCUUAAGCUCUACAGUCAUCAAACUCCUGUCUGAUAGAGCUGGACCUGAGUAACAACGACCUGCAGGAUUCAGGAGUAAAGCUACUCUCUGCUGGACUGAAGAGUACAGAGUGUCAACUGAACAUACUGAGAUUGUCUGGCUGUAAGGUGACUGAGGAAGGCUGCCGUUAUGUGUCUUCAGCUCUGAGUUCAAACCCCUCACACCUGAGAGAACUGGAUCUGAGCUACAAUCACCCAGGAGAAUCAGGAGUUAAGCUGCUCUGUGAUAUAUUGAACAAUCCAAACUGUGCACUGGACAAUCUCAAUGUGGAUCAUGGAGAGGAGCUCAGGAUUACAGCAGGACUACAGAAAUAUGCCUGCACUCUCACACUAGAUCCAAACACAGCAAACAGUCAUCUAAUUAUUUCUGAUGAGAACAAAAAGGUGACAUAUGUGGAAAAAAGUCAGUCAUACCCUGAUCAAGCAGGGAGAUUUGAUGGAUGGCCUCAGGUUCUCUGUAGAGAGAGUCUGUCUGCACGCUGUUACUGGGAGGCUGAAUGGAGCGGAUAUGUUGUUACAUCAGUUGCAUAUAAAGGAAUCUACAGAAAAGGAUGGAAUGAAUUCUCUGAGUUUGGAUACAAUAGGAACAACAGAAAUUCUUGGAGUCUGAUCUGCUCUGACACAUUCAUUGCCUGUCAUGAUAAUAAGGAAACUGUCAUACGCGUCCCUUCAUUCUCUUCUAAGAGAGUAGGAGUGUAUGUAGACUGGUCGUCUGGCACUCUGUCCUUCUACAGUGUCUCACACACUCACACACUUACACACAUUCACUUCCACAUUCACUGAGCCCCUUUAUGCUGGUUUUGGGGUUUAUCGUUCAAACUGCUCAGUGGCUCUAUGUGAGAUUAAAAAGUCUGUCUCUCACACACACACCUGAUUGAAGUAAAUGUUAUAAUGGCCUGUUUAUCUUCACACAAAAGUGGAUUUAUCUUUCAAAUAAUAUAAUGUAAUUUAAUGAGCAAAGGAGUUUAGCCUUAGCAAUGAGAUCAUUCAGUUAUUCGAUUUAUCAUUACUUUAUCUGUAGCAAUUACCUCAAAGGUAUUUAUGUUUAAAUUAUUUUAAAUACAAAUAUUUUUAUAAGCUGUAAGAAUUAACUGAUGUAGCAGUAUUAAAAUUACAAUCAACUAAUCUGUUCGUCCAGUGAAUAUUCUGUAUAAUCAUCUAGCAAAUCUAAAAAACAUUAUUUUCCUGCUACUCCAUAGCAUGUAGCAAUUUCAGAUUGUUUAACCCUCUGAAGUCGAUUAACGCGUAUACGUGUUUUGGGGUAUUUUCUCCUGAUAAUCCCGAAAAGAACUUAAAUUACACUUUCAGUUUUGAUCGUACAGAUAAGAGCAAUA
Cyprinus carpio (common carp) is the source of this 4445-nucleotide messenger RNA. Its product is annotated as NACHT, LRR and PYD domains-containing protein 3-like. The record is from RefSeq and is a predicted model, not a curated record. Lineage: Eukaryota; Metazoa; Chordata; Actinopteri; Cypriniformes; Cyprinidae. Gene Ontology annotation, molecular function: protein binding. The transcript is spliced from 11 exons.